Ricinus communis (castor bean) is the source of this 847-nucleotide messenger RNA. RefSeq lists its product as uncharacterized. Bases 274 to 672 code for a protein of 132 amino acids. NCBI's taxonomy places the organism in Eukaryota, Viridiplantae, Streptophyta, Magnoliopsida, Malpighiales, Euphorbiaceae. The transcript has 2 exons. The record is from RefSeq and is a predicted model, not a curated record.
AGAAAUUGUUGAAAUCUAGAUGGAGGCGACCUGUGUUGCUUUUACGGCUUAAUAACUUCAAUUAAAAUGAGCCUAGUUUGGUCAAUUGAAGUGAUAUUCUCCUACUUUACCUUUUACUAAUGGCGUAUAGAAUAAUUAUAUCCACAUACAAGCACAUAUUAUACAUGAAACUCAACAUACAAGCACAUAUUAUACAUGAAACUCAACGCAGCCUCAAUCUCAAGCUAACACUGAAGUGUAUUUAUAUGCAUUAGCAGUUCAUAGACUCAUUUUAUGGUGCUCCUGAUGAUUUUGCCAUCUUUUGUAGUUAUAGAUUUGAGAGAAACGUUCUAUUUUUUUGAUGUAGCAGACAUGUCUUUAUAUGUCAAGUUCCUGGAUAUUGGCUUCAUUGUAUAUAGGCAGGCUCAUUGUAAUUAUCCUGUAAAUAGGUCCCCAUGUGCAUUUAUUACUGGUGAUCUUAUUCUUAGGUCUGAUUGCAUAGCCAAGUUUGGGAGGUUCAAAAGAAUUCAGGUUUAUGCAUCAAAAUGUGGAUCCUGCAAUCUUUGCGGGGGGGAACAUCUACUGGUGCAAUCAAAGAGAAUGGAAGAAGUCAGUUUAUCUGGGGCAACUGGGACAAACAGUAAUGAAGAUUUUUGGCUGGACUUUGAAGAACCGAGCCAGCCACUAGUAUGAUAUAGGGACUUUACAUGAAUGGUGUGCUAUGUAACGGUGGUCAUUGUUCAUGUUCCAGUUCCAAUAAAAAAGUCGGUGUUCUCCAUGUAGCCCUUAAUUAUAUAUUCUGUAAUUACAUGAUAAUUUCUAAUUGGAACUGAAAUUGUUUGUCAGGGCAGAAUCACCCUGACUCCCA